UAUUUAAGCGCCAGCAGCACGGACGAGUGAGCUUCCUGUCAAACCCAGACCUGACAGAUCGACUCAAGGCUCUCUGGCGCGUCUUAAAAAUCUAUUUGACAUUCAUUUAACGGGAUAUUACAGUACUACGGAUGAUAAUUCGCCGUUUCGAUCGCGUAUUAAAUGAGCUGUGACUCGAAGUGGAUUUAAAUUGUCGUCUUUGGCUAACUGGCUAAUGCUAGCGAGCUGGAAUGGGAAACGCUGGGAAAAAAUGAAAGCGGAAGAGUGACGUGUUGGAUUACGAAAGCGGAAGUGCUGGAGUGCGGAUUGUUGAUCUGGAAGCAGGUUUCUUUGUAGAAACGGAGGGAUGGACGGAGACGAAAGAGCAACUUCUGAAAGGAUUCUUCUGGAACCGUACAAGUACUUGUUACAGCUGCCAGGUGAUUAUCGAGGAGACGGAGAUGCUGCACAACGCCAGUCUGCUGAUCGAUGACAUUGAAGACAGCUCCAAGCUGCGGCGCGGUUUCCCGGUGGCCCACAGCAUCUACGGCGUGCCGUCGGUCAUCAACUCCGCCAACUACGUCUACUUCCUGGGCCUGGAGAAGGUGCUGACGCUAGAGCACCCCGAGGCCGUGCGUCUCUUCACCCGUCAGCUGCUGGAGCUGCACCGCGGCCAGGGCCUGGACAUCCACUGGAGGGACACCUACACCUGCCCCAGCGAGGACGAGUACCGCUGCAUGGUGCUGCAGAAAACCGGCGGCCUCUUCGGCCUCGCCGUGGGCCUCAUGCAGCUCUUCUCCCACUGGAAACCAGAUCUGAAGCCGCUUUUUUGGACGCCCUGGGGCUCUUCUUCCCAGAUCCGGGACGACUACGCCAACCUGAACUCGACGGAGCACAGCGAGAACAAGAGCUUCUGCGAGGAUCUGACGGAGGGCAAGUUCUCCUUCCCCACAAUCCACCCCAUCUCGUCCCGAGACCAAGAACACGCACAUAACAUAACACCCCACCGCACCGAAAACAAAAAUAUCAAACCAAACUCCACUGACUAUACUAACAAGAUAAGCUCGUUCUCUUACACUUACACUCGUCAGACGCUGCUGGACCUGGAGGCCGAAGCCUAUCGCUUGAUCGCUGACCUCGGAGGGAAUCCAGAACUGGAGGCUCUGCUGCAGCAUCUGAGUCGCCUGUAUAAAGAGCCCGGGGGCGGAGCUUCGGCCGGCCAAUCGAAAGAGCUCAGGGGCGGAGCUUCACUGUGAUUAAACUGUACUGUUACUUUGACUCCACUGCAAAGUGCCUUCAGUCCAAAGUCUGUUUUGUCUCGUUCAUAUUUCUGACACAUCAAGUGUAACAGGAACUUUACUGGCCUCUUAGUCACAAAUAUUCAGUGUACUAUAAUUGGCAUCUUAUGGUGGACAGAUGCUGCUCGUUUCAUUUCAUAAAUGACAAACUUAAACAAACUGGCAGAGAAAAACACUGUUUAAAUGUCUUAUUUCACCAGAAAAUCAAAAACAUUAUUUUGCUUUAAAAAAAAAAAAUUUGUUGUUUUUUUUUGGUAUUGUGACUAUUUUCAUGACCGAUAUUUGUAAUACUACUACUACUAAUAAUAAUAAUAAUUAUAAUUAUAAUCAUUAUUAUUAAAACUGUCAGAUGAAGCAACGUUUAAUGUAAUUUCACCACAAAAUAAAAGCAAAUACAUUAUUUUGCUUUAAGAAAAUUAUUAUUUUGUAUUGACUAUUUUCAUGACAGUUAUUUGUAAUACUAAUAUUACUACUUAAAAUAAUUAUAAUUAUUAAAACUGUCAGAUGAAAAUUAAAGUUUUGUCAUUUCAGCACAAAAUCCAAACAAAUACAUUUUGCUUUAAUGAAAUGUUUUUUUUUUUAUUGUACAAUUAUUUUCAUAUUAAUAAGCGAUUAAUUUAAAUGACAUUAUUAUUAUUAAGAAGCGUCUUUUGUACUGCCUUUAAUAGAAUUUAAAUCAGCAUCUAAUAUAGGUUACUGUAAAAGAGUGAAAAUCUAAUGAUAAUCACCACUGAGGCAGAAUAUUCUUAAUUGGCAUGAUGUUCUCACAAGAAAUAGAUGUUGUUAUUAUUAAUUUAUAAUUAAUAAUAAUAAUCUAAUUUUUAAUAUUUUAUUAUAUAUAUAUAUAAUAUAUUAUUGUUUUUUUUGUUUUUUUGCUUAUGAUUUUGGGGUGAAUUCGACUUGGAUUUUUUUUUUUUUUUUUUUCAUUAAAAUGUUAUUAAAUGAGAGCAGAUUGCCUUCCCCAUGUGAUGAAGCGUGUGCUGAUCAGCUGCAGUGACCGGGACGAGCUGUGCACGCUUUAACACUCCUCAAGUUCAUGUCCUUCUCUAUUUUAGCAGCUUUUGUUGUUUGUGACUGAUAUUUAUGAUGGGCAGAAUCACAGACGGAUCCAUCACUUGAUGCUCAGAUAACUCUGAAAUAGUGCAUUCAGAUGAGAUCUUACGUGUUUGAUGUAUGACAGGUCACUGGGUUUUACCUUUGAACAAAUAUACUCUUAUGUGCGUUUAUCAGACUCGUCGUUGUUUUUUUAUAACUGUUCUAUGAAUAAACACUUUCAUACA
Cyprinus carpio (common carp) is the source of this 2557-nucleotide messenger RNA. Its product is annotated as geranylgeranyl pyrophosphate synthase. Gene Ontology annotation, molecular function: prenyltransferase activity. Gene Ontology annotation, biological process: isoprenoid biosynthetic process. Lineage: Eukaryota; Metazoa; Chordata; Actinopteri; Cypriniformes; Cyprinidae. The record is from RefSeq and is a predicted model, not a curated record.